AGCUGAGUCGCGAUCUCUAUAGCCUGAUGACGGAAGUUCGAGUCUUCGCUAAGUUAACUGAGUUAGACUUUUAAAAUAUUUACUCUCAACAAGAAAGGAAUUAAUUUUAUGUCUUGGCUGUUCAUUACUGAAAGUUCUGGGGAAAGCGUGACUAUCUAAAGGACAUGGCACUCAAGACAUAAAGGUUAGUCAGCAUGUUCCUGACUGUGACCUGAUGCUGUUUUUCUCUGCUUCCUCUGCCAUGGAAGGGCAGAACUGUUCUCACACGGAGGGAACGCAGAUGGAUACCGGAAUGUUGGGUUUGGCCUCUUCUGCUAUGGAGAGUCCACUUUGCACACCAUGGACUUUCUCACAGGUGUCUUACCCGCAUUGGCCUGCCCAGUCUGGGAGUCAGCAACACUGUUCCAGCAGCACUUCAGAGAUGCACAUGGAAAUUUUCAACCAUUCCGCUUUUUCAGAUUUUCCUGAUAUGUUAGGUUUUUCCUGCGAUGAAGACAUCUUUCAGGACCUAUGUAUAGAUGAUCUGUCCAACAACUCGCUAUUCUCUUCUUCUGAUUCCCUGUCCCAUGUAGAAGACAGCUUGGCAACUGUGCCUACCAUAUGGGACAUCAAUACACCAGCACAGAUUCAGGAGCUGCAUUCCACCCGGUUUCAAGGUUUAAACAGUUUAGAAGAUAUCACAGCGAUAAUCAGCACACCGCCUUUGAGGAGCCUUCAGCAACCAGAGGAGGAAGAGGAAAUCGAGGAUGAGGAGACAGAAGAGUUAGGCCAUGUGGACACCUACGCUGACUACAAACCUUCAAAAUCCACUAUAGGAAACUCACACCCUGACCGUGUUGUGGAGACCAACACUCUUUCAAGCGUCCCUCCACCUGACAUCAGCUACACCCUCUCUAUUCCCAAUGCAAUCAUAGAUAGCAGUAUGCUCUCUGCCCUGCAGCUCGAGGCUAUCAUCUAUGCCUGCCAACAACACGAGGUGAUCCUACAGAACAAGCAGAGAGCCGGUUUUUUGAUAGGAGAUGGAGCUGGAGUGGGAAAAGGUCGCACAGUGGCCGGAAUCAUCCUUGAGAGCUACCUAAAGGGAAGAAGAAAAGCACUUUGGUUCAGUGUUUCAAAUGACCUCAAAUAUGAUGCUGAACGAGAUCUUCAGGACAUUGGUGCUCCUAAUAUUCUAGUACAUGCCUUAAAUAAGAUAAAGUAUGGGGACACCGCUACCUCAGAAGGGGUUCUGUUUGCUACCUACUCGGCCCUGAUCGGCGAGAGCCAGGCAGGAGGCCAGCACCGCACUAGACUCAAGCAGAUCCUUGAUUGGUGCGGACCUGACUUUGAUGGAGUUAUCGUGUUUGAUGAAUGCCAUAAGGCAAAAAAUGCCACGUCCACCAAAAUGGGUAAAGCUGUGCUGCAUCUACAGAACAAGCUUCCUCUGGCUAGGGUGGUCUACGCCAGUGCGACAGGUGCAUCUGAGCCAAAGAACAUGAUCUACAUGAGUCGUCUGGGUAUCUGGGGAGAAGGAACCCAGUUUAAAACCUUUGAUGACUUUCUCCACGCUAUAGAAAAGAGAGGUGUGGGUGCCAUGGAGAUUGUAGCAAUGGACAUGAAGGUGAGUGGGAUGUACAUUGCACGGCAACUGAGCUUCUCAGGGGUGUCCUUCCGCAUUGAAGAGAUCAGCUUGGACGACGACUUCACACUUGUUUACAACAAAGCUGCCAAACUGUGGGCAGAAGCCUUGGCUGUGUUCACUCAGGCAGCUGAUCUUCUUGGUAUGGUGUCCAGGAAGUCUCUGUGGGGUCAGUUUUGGUCUUCCCACCAGCGCUUUUUCAAAUACCUCUGCAUUGCCUCCAAGGUUCGCUGUUUGGUCGAACUGGCUAAGAAGGAGCUGGAAGCUGGCAAGUGUGUUGUGAUUGGUUUACAAUCCACGGGUGAAGCACGGACCCGAGAAGUUCUUGAUGAAAACGAGGGACACCUCGACAAAUUUGUUUCUGCUGCAGAGGGUGUGUUCCAGUCCCUGGUCCAAAAGCAUUUCCCUUCAGAGAAACAGAGAAGAGAAAAAGGAGCAACCAGCAAGAGGAAACGUAAAGCCAAAGGUCGGCACCCAAAGUGCUCCAAGCAGGGUGCGGAUGCCAAAAGCGUCAUUAACAUCAGCGAUGACAGCAGCACAGAGACUGAUGGAGUGGAGAGCGACUCCAACUCGUCUCCAGAUUCACUACAGGACAAUACUGAUGAUGUCAUCUUCAUUACACAAACCAACUGUCAUGCUGCACGUUUGGAGGAGAUGAAGCAAAGCCUUCUUAAUAAAAUCUCUGAGCUUGGAAAGGAACUACCUCUGAACACACUGGAUGAGCUCAUAGAUAAAUUUGGAGGUCCGGAAAAGGUUGCAGAGAUGACUGGACGGAAGGGCCGAGUGGUGCGCCGACCAGAUGGGAGCGUGCGCUACGAGUCCCGUGCUGAGCAGGGCCACACCAUUGACCACAUCAACAUUAAAGAAAAGGAUCGCUUCAUGAACGGAGAGAAGCUGGUGGCUAUAAUCUCUGAGGCAGCCAGUUCAGGCAUCUCUCUGCAGGCAGACAGACGGGUGAAGAACCAGUGUAGGCGAGUCCACAUGACCCUGGAGUUGCCCUGGAGUGCUGACCGGGCCAUUCAGCAGUUUGGUCGCACUCACCGCUCCAACCAAGUCACAGCACCGGAGUACAUCUUCCUGAUCUCUGAACUGGCCGGCGAAAGACGCUUCGCUUCUAUUGUGGCUAAGAGGCUGGAGAGUCUGGGAGCACUGACCCACGGGGACCGACGAGCAACUGAGUCUAGAGACUUGAGCAAGUACAAUUUUGAAAAUAAAUAUGGCAACAGGGCUUUAGAGAAGAUCACCAAGGCCAUUUUGGGUCAUAUAGAAAGUAAGGUGGCACCUCCCAAAGGCUAUCCAGGAGGUGAUGCCAUGUUCUUCAGAGACAUGAAGCAAGGUAUGAUGGAUGUCGGUAUUUUCUGCAAGGAGGCUCGCUUUGGCAUCAACUCUGAGAAAGACUGCACCAUUACAAAGUUCCUCAAUCGUAUUUUGGGUUUAGAAGUGCACAAGCAGAAUUCUUUAUUUCAGUACUUCAGUGACAAUUUUGACUACCUGAUUGAAAAGGACAAAAAGGAAGGCAAAUAUGAUAUGGGGAUCUUGGAUCUGGCUCCUGGUAAUGAUGAGAUCUCUAACGAGACUCAAGAAAAGUUUCAGACUCCAGGCAACCCACAGGAAGGCCAAGUAGUUCUCUAUAAGAUCAGUGUGGACAGAGGUAUGCCCUGGGAAGAGGCUCUCAAAAAGGCUCACACACUCAGCAAUCCUGAUGAAGGCUUCUACAUCUCAUACAAGCUAAGAGGGAGUCACCCAUGUGUUCUUCUGGCCGAACAGGGCAGAGGUCACAACAUGACCGUCUACAAGCCCAAUGUUGGCAAACAAAACCAACCAGAGAACCUGGACAACAUCCAAAAGAAGUACCGCAAGGUGACUCCAGAGGAGGCGAAGGAAAGCUGGGAGAAUCAGUUUGCUUUUUCCUUAAGUAAAUGUAGCCAUGCCAACUGGACCGGGAGGUGCAAAAAGGUUGACGAGGGCCAGGAAUGUUUGCAGGGUAUGCGCUUACGGCAGUACCAUGUCCUUUGCGGUGCUCUUCUGUGUGUGUGGAAGCGUGUAGCUGACGUGGUGGCAGACGUCACCAGCUCCAGCAUCCUGCAAAUAGUACGCCUCAAAACCAGGGAACACAAACAAGUGGGUAUUAAGGUCCCAGAGAACUGCGUGGCUCAAGUGCGAGAUGAGUUGGACCGUAUAGAUAAAGAGGUGAAAAGGAAGCGCCAGGAGAAAGAGCUCAAGGCUAGAGAGCAGCAGGUGGCUGAACAGCACCGGAGGAUGUUAGAAGAACGUCAUUCUGUGUUCUACUCCCAACCUCCCCAGCUCUCCAGCCUGACCAACCUGUCCAGCCUUUACAAUGAUAGCUUAUUUGCUUCUUUUCCAUCCCACUCCUCCAAAGAGGGCAUUCUGGACCUGAGGGUGCCCGGCUCUUCUCGCCUUUCUACACACAGCAUGGGAACAGACACGCUCUCUGCGCCUGUUUCAGAUUUCAGCAUGGAGACUUUCCCACAGCCGGAGCAGCAGCAGCAGCAGCAGAGUCACUCUGCUCUGAGAGAUUCCGCACGACAGGAAUUGUUGGACUUCCUCAACUCUGCACUUCCUUCUUCAUCAGACUCUUUACACACUGCCAUACCUAACACGACAAGCUACUUCUCCAACGCCAACAUCCAUCAUUCCUCCUCAUCAUCGUCCCUUUUCUCUCCCUCACUCACACCAUCGUCUUCUUCUUCUUCACUCUUUUCCUCCCUGUCGCCAUCAGACCAGCACCCAUUUGCAAACUGCAGCGAUGACACAGCCAUUAACGCCAAAGAGGUGCUGAGCAGUAUGCUAAGGAGUGGCACAGACUCCCGCCAGUCUGUCAUCCACUUCAGAGUACCAGAGUCAGAGCACCUGUCCUAAACACAGCCUAGUGUGAAACAGGCCUGUCGGGUUUGUUGCACAAUGAUACGCCAAGCUUAACAAAGCAGAUCGGCUGAGGGUUCAUGGUAUCUCAAGAAGUCGGACUCCAACGACAUGCCUGCACAUUCUACGUCUGUGUGAAAGGAUGUAGCUCUCCAUAUCAGGAGUAGCAUUCUAUGUGCUUAACACAAAAAGAAAGCAAAGUCGAUGACAGUGUGUAUUGUGUGUACCAACUCGUAUACUGUAUUAGAUGCUUUGUCAAAACAGUAUACCAUCUACCACCUAUAUCACAGAGGUGCCAAUAUCUACAGUUUUAGCCGCUGCGUUAAUGAUUUUCGACACUACGUGAGCCACCUGAAUUUUGAAUUUUUUUAUUUUUUUUUUAGAUAAGGCAAGUAUAUAGUUUAGAAAAGGAAAUUCACUGACAAAGAAAGGACACACGUUUGCUUCUGUCUAGCAGAUGCAUUGAUUUUGCAGCACGUCAACUUUAUAUACAUAGAAUUUUACUUGUGAAUUUACAAGAAUUUUAUGUGAACCAGUAGAGAGCAACAGGGUGAGACUCAUUUGUUUGGCAACAUUGGACACACUGAGUGUCUGCCUUGUGGUUUUUUAUUGAAAAAAAAAACAUUUUAAACAUUUUUGUGUGUGUGUGCGUGCAGUAAUUUAUUUUACUGUGUCUGCUAGGAUUUUCUUGUUGGCACCUCUGCUAUCACCUGUAGUGGUAUACAAUUUUGACUUCUCUUUACAGCCAGCCACACAAACUAACCAAGCUGCCAUUUUCUUGCCACUGUGAAUCUGCAUAAUCUCUCUGGUCAACCAUACUGUUGCAAAAAGGUUUUUGCAAAAUGCAAGUUGAGCAGAAACAAAAAUGAGGUACUCUGCAUGUUUGUGAUCAAGAGUGUUAGCUUCUGUUGCUUCGUUAUACAUUUCUUUUUCCUGAUGAACAACCAGAGUCCUCUAUUCCUCUGGCAUCCAAUAACAGCUCAGCACAAUCAUGACUGACAGGCAUGUCAACACAGUACUCCAGACAGAGGCGCUUGACUUGGUAUGGCACACUCUGUAGACAAAGCUUCAGGGUUAAUUAUAUGAAGACCACCAACCUGGUAUCUGCCAACAUUUAUUCGGAUUAGAUGCUAAAAUGUUCCCAUUUUUGUUUAAACAGAUAAAAAAAAUACCUAGGGUUUAAAAAUUCAAUCCAACCCAGAAAGUGUUAAAACCAGUUAUUUGAGUCACACUGCCCUCUACUGCCAUAUUUCUUUUACAUCUCUUUAGCUGAAACGUUUGUCAUGCUGAAACCAAAACUGGAGAAAUACAAACAGACGAGAACCACACCCAAACCUGCUCAAUAUGCGUCACAGCUUUCUGUCACAAUCAGCUCCUGCGAUUGCAGAGGGCAAAAUAAUAGACUACUGUUCAGCACAGUGCCUUCGGUUCGUACUAGGGAAUGUAGUCUUGUAAACAGACACCUGUACAGUAUAUAUUUGUAUACAGUGUGUUGACAUUUAUUUAUUGUUUUUAUUUAUCUGACCUCAUUACUGGACUGGUGAGAGAGUAGGGCAAACCCCACCGGUCCACCUGAAUGUCCUCAAACCUGCUUCUGUCUUUUUUAUGCACCAGAGUAAUUAAUCAAUCUGUGCUUCUGCUAUUAAUGAAUUAACGGAGUAGUGAUUCAGGGCUGAUACCAAAAUCUUCAGCUUCAGCUUUUAAUCUUGAAAUGUGAUUCUUGCUUUUAAUCGUUUGCUCUCAGGUAACGCAAAGAUUCUGUUCAACCCCACUGAUGGAUUUAGACCCAGGGCAGUUAAAAUGCACUCGCUGCGUGGAUAUAUUGGGUUUCACAGAACAAAAGCAAAGUACAAAAAUGUUUUGGGGUUUCAGCGAUUUAGCCAAACUGACCAAUAAGACUUGACCAAAAGCUGAACAGGAAUGCAGUAUACAAAGAUGUAUAAAUAUUAUAUAGUCUGGGUAAUCAGAUCAUCUCUUGCAGUAUCUCUCAUUUUAUUUAUAUUGACUUAUCUUUUGUUCAAAAAGGGAUCUAGUUUUUGUUUUAUGUUAAUUAAUGUAAUUUGAGCAAAAGACAAAGAAUUAUUUCAAAACCCAAAGAAAGAAAAGUAGAGGUGGGUGAUGUGGUAAAAAUAUCACAAUUCUUGAUACACAAUACACUAUGUAUAGGUUUGCUGGAACAAAAUUAUGUUAUUCUUACAGCUCCAGGGUCGAGCCAGAGCUCGGGUUACUCUGUGUUGAGUUUCUGCACAUGUUCAUCUCAUGUCAGAGUUUUCCUGGGUUCUCCGGUUUCCCCUCACCUCCCAAAAACUUGGUGUGAAUUGAUGUGUGAAUGUGUCUGUGUGUGGAUUUCCCGUAAGAGCCACUGUGACCCUAACUGGGAUAAAGCACUAACUCAAGAUGAAUUAUAUUUAAUACAAAAAUGUAUUAUUCAACACAGGAAGGAGGGAUAAUAAUAAUAAUAAUAAUAAUAAUAAUUAUUAUUAUUAUUAUUAUUAAUAUUGUUGUUUUUUAAAAUUAUUAUUAUUAUUAUACACUAAGCAAAAUUUUUCUGAGUAAAGAAUUUAUGUAAAAAAUAGCACUAGCAAGCCUGUGACAUCCCAAGCUUUAAAAUGAAGUGUAUUUGUGAAAUAAUUUAUCAUUAUUUUGCUAUUUUAGCUAUAUCACCCAGCCCUAAGUCAUUUGCACCAUACUCUUGCACUGUUAUUUCUGUACGAGAUUAUUAUAUUGUUAAUCACAUUAUUGUUCUUAACAAUUAUAUGCUAUGAUGAUUAAUAUAUUGUUUUUUUAUUAAUUGUUUUAUCAAAUUAUAUUUAAACUUGAAUCCCUAAUCAGAAGUCAGGAACAAAGCUUUAGCCCUUUUCCAGAAUGAGCUCUGACCAACCUGUGUAUCAUGGUGUGAUCAAACUGUUAAUAUCAGUAAUUGCUGAUUGAGGCCUUUUUUUAAACAUCAUGUUAUAGUACAUAAUAGUACAUGCUCUACAACAUCAUGUUGUAGAGCAUCUGACCAGAUCCUUUAUCUCAGGAGGAAAUGUAAGUGAUGUUGUUUGAUGUUUUUUUUUUUUUUUUUUUUAAUCCUGGUUAAAAACGAAUACAUGCCCAGCAUGCAAAUUUUCAUGCAGCACAUGGAAGGUUGUUUAUUUAUCAUAGUGCAUAUGCCAAACUACCUAAUUAGAUCAGAUAUUAUUUAUUAAAAAAACAUUGUUUCUGCUGAUAAAUUAUGUUCAGGUUUGGACCCAUGCUGUGUAUUUGCUUUUAUGUUUUCCACAUGCAGGAGACCGUAUUGUUUUCUUUAUCAUGAGAAACACUCACAUCCCAUUUUUCAUGCAUAUUAAAGAAUAUACUAAACAAAAUGGAUAUGAUUCCAAAACUGUGCACCUUUGUUUGCUUUUUGUUUCCCAGCAUAUGGAUAAAAAUUAAACCCCAAUCAGACUGAUUUUCCUGCUCAAUUAAUAUCCUUCAAUCCUCCAUUUUAUAGUGUUUAGGAUAAGUUCAAUAUUUUUGCCUUUAAAAAAAAGUGCUGGACACAAAGAAACAAACAUAUUGUGUAUUUGCAAUAUUAUAAAAGAAUAUGUGUGAAUCUCUUGUUUUACUUUUCAUGAAUUCUAACUGGGGCUUUAAUACUACAUGCUGUUAGACACACAUCAUGAUCUUGUACCCCGCAUCAGCUUCCCCGGCUGGAUAAACUUUGAUAGUAAUUUCUUUUAUGUAAAAUUUGCACUAAAAUAAUUUUUGUUUUUUUCCCCUUAAGUCCAUGUAUUACGAAAGUUUAGCAUCUUCUGUAAUAUCCCUUAAUAAUUUAUUGUCAAUGCAAAGAGAUAAAACUGUGCUACUGAAAUGAUGUAUCUGGGGUUUGUCCUUGUAUUUCUGCCGAUGCUUUGCUUUAUGUAUUUACUGUAGAUCUGAUGUUGAGAUGUACAUACUGCAAAACAAUGUGUGCCUUUCAGCUAUUUCUUAAAAAUGUUUUCUAUGUAUAGAAAAAUUAAUAUAAGUGCAGCAGUGCGAUGUUUGUUGACUAAACAAUAAACAAAGUGAAUACAAAAUGAAUGAAUUGAUGAAUGAAUGA
Molecule: messenger RNA, 8564 nt
Organism: Clarias gariepinus (North African catfish)
Lineage: Eukaryota; Metazoa; Chordata; Actinopteri; Siluriformes; Clariidae
Gene: sbno2b
Product: protein strawberry notch homolog 2
Exons: 32
Coding region: 215-4498 (1427 amino acids)
Biological process (GO): regulation of DNA-templated transcription
Cellular component (GO): nucleus
Molecular function (GO): chromatin DNA binding; histone binding
Source: RefSeq, a predicted model, not a curated record